Molecule: messenger RNA, 594 nt
Organism: Argentina anserina (silverweed cinquefoil)
Lineage: Eukaryota; Viridiplantae; Streptophyta; Magnoliopsida; Rosales; Rosaceae
Exons: 5
Coding region: 91-303 (70 amino acids)
Biological process (GO): protein secretion; intracellular transport
Source: RefSeq, a predicted model, not a curated record
GUAUUUGCUGCGACUGAAAAGCUCGUUUUGGUCAGAUCCCUCGAUCAUUGUUGUAGAUCUAUACGGAUUGAAAAGCCCUGAUUUGGAAGCAUGUCGGCGCUUUUCAAUUUCAAUUCGUUCUUGACGGUGGUGCUGCUCGUGAUUUGCACGUGCACCUUCUUGAAGAUGCAGUUCCCGGCUCUCCUGGAACAGAAAACUGGGUUUCGGGGGUUUUUCUGGAAGGCUGCUAGAAUAGGUGAACGGUUGAGUCCUUGGGUUGCUGCUGGAUGCAUUGCGAUGGGUGUCUCGAUUAUACUUUUCUAGGUUAGGAUGUAGUCAGGGGCAAGGAAACUUGGUGCAUGGUAGUGUUUUGUAAGCUUGUGAAUUACAAUGACUAGUGCUUGGUCCGGUGAUCUCUGCUGGAAUGAAAAAGACAAUUAGAGUGAGAUUUUAGAGUUGCAAAGAUUGUCAAAUUUUUCAUGAAUGAAUGGUGUAUAAUUUACCUUUUGCAAAAAGAGGAAGAAACAAAAUCAAGUACUGCACCUCCAUUUGUUUUGAGCUCUACUUAUGAAUCGGAUCAGAUUGCUUACAGUAGCAUAGAUUGAAUUGACUGGC